AUGGCAACACCGGGCUUGCGCCGUUGGAGACGGGAUCUCGGUGUGUCACGAAGGCAAGGAAGGAAAUGGGUAUUCCGUUUUCUUUUUGCCUUGUGUUUCCUUUCGGCCUGUGUGUUUCUAUGGCUGCUGCUUUCAGAGGCUGGUACAGGGUCUCUGGGGGAGGAUCUGACUGAGAGGGAGUUGCCAAAGCCCUUUACAAAUGAUUUCUUCACACGCGUCAGCUUUGUCAUGGACGAUGCCAUGGCCACGGCGUGGCGCACUUCUAGUAGUAGGCUUGAAUUUCAAGUAGAAAUGUGGGUGGAACGUGUUAUUGUUCGCUCCCCCACUGCUGCUGCUGGGCCACUCCCUGCUGUGCUGCAGAAGGCAGGUGUGUCAGGCACACUGUACGGCAAGAGUUCAUUGAAGCUCCACCGCACCAAACGAAGGUCAUUGUAUAUCCGUAGCGACGUUCCCAUUAAGUUUGUAAACCCACAGCCUGCAUUGACCUCUAACAUAUUCGGACGAAAUACGACGGUAGCGUUGAGGGAAUUUAUCUUGCUUUCUUUGUGGGAGGACACCCACCGCAUUGCGUAUCGCACUUCUGUUGAUUUGCUUCAACAGCUUGACUUGAUCUUUUCGUUUGCGCAAUUGGUAGAGCUACGCUGCUAUCCGUCGUCACGUACGCCACCUGUGGAUCAUCCAUGUGCGUCAUCUGUGCCCGGCGUUUCUGUUAGUGAUGGUGCACGUGAGGGGAGGACGCUGGGUGUGUAUCUUGCUAUUGAGCCGCCUGCACCGGCGAUAUAUCGACGAAUGAGGGAGGCCUUUACUGUCUUUGAGGAGGUGGCGGAUAAACCACUGGAUGCCAUUCUUGAUGCACUGCGCAAUGGCUCUUAUGGCGCCUUGCAAAAACGUGAGUACGAGCACGUGAUGGAGCACGUCACGCGCAUCACGUACUGGCGGCAGAUGUGGCGCGUCACGAAGGAAUCCUACUUAAACAAUAUGGAGCAGGCACUUGAAAUAGGGUCACGCAACUUUAUGCAGUUUCGUGAGCCUCGGCAUGAUUUAUCGCAUGUACCGAGUUACGUGAAAAACAGCUCUUUUUUGCCUGCCUAUCGUCUUGUGGAAAAGGACCCAUGGCUUUACGGCCUACACAAUGAGACGGACGACAAUGUAACGACUGACCGAGAGAAGCAAUUUCUUGAUAUGCCACAAUACAUGGCAUGGAUUGCCGUCAAUACCAUACUACAAAAUGGGGAUUACGAUGACGAGGCUCUUUUUUUUGGGGUAUUUCGACCAUCCGAGCCUGUGCCAGAGAAACCCCAGCUGCCGAUUUAUCUGGGCCUGAUGGGGUGGGACUAUGACAACGUCUUUGCCCCAUGUCACCGCAAGCCGUGGUUUAAAGCAUCUGUCAUGUAUUGUGCGGAAGCGACACUUGAUAACGCCAUUUAUGAGACACCAAUGCUGUUUACCCGAUACGUAGAUAUUCUUUGGGAGCUGGCGCAACGCAUUGACAGGGAUCGAUUUGGUCGAUCUGUUCAGGUGGCAGAGAACGAGCUGCGAACCAUCCUUCACGGGGCACCUGGUGCGACGAUGGCAACGUUUAACCAGGUUACCCGCAGUGAAGACGUUGGCGUGCGGUGGAUUAUGGGAGCCUUCUUGGAGCAGCGACAAGAUGUGCUUCGGUCUUUGGCGGGUUAUUUUCCUACGAAUGAGGUUUCGCAGCUCGAUCAAACGAGUGAAAGAGAUGAAGAGGCGUUAGUGGCUUACAACAUGGAGUCGCGUCGUGAACUGAUGAGGCGUCUUUCCGCUGUUGUCAAGGUUAGGAACUCACGUGUCAGCGUGAGGUGGGGUUUUUCAAUUGUGAUGAUGCAGUCUGCAACUGGGGUAGACCUUCCAGAGGAGGAUGUGUAUGAACUCCCUUCUCCCGGUAUGUACUGUGCACGCGUCUCCGCCGUGGAAUCCUUCUUUGCAAGUGCUGGCGUGUUGCCCUCCUUUAGGGGGCGUGACAGAUGGAAGGCGAGAGGUUACUGGCUUAUUGAUAUUCCAUUGGUGGUGCCAAGUGCGCGACGUGGGAGUGCGGAAUUUGGGCUAUGGUACUUCAACAAGCCUCAGCCCAUGCAGUAUCCGAUGGCAAUACCUGGCACGGGUGCCACGCUUACCGUCUUUAGGCCACCUGUAUGGCCUCAAGACUCCAAAGAGAGGUGCGGGGUUUUUGUUGCUCGCGUACUUUUUCCUCAGCAAGGUUCAGAAAAAUCGUUUAGAUGGCUUAGAACGAAUACACCUAUCUCAACCGCUGAUGCUGUUUCGCAACGGACCAUGAUUGUACGUGGCUUCGGGGCCGUACGCUUUGUUGUGAUGCCAGAGAAGCGUGAAGACCCGUCCUUCUCUGAUGUGCGCCACGCGCAGGAAAAUACGAUUAGAGGCCCACUUUUGUUUGUUAUCAAUACCACCAUCACGGAACUUGUUGUGAACGGUGCGAAUAUUACACAAUCGUUGCCUCUUACGUCUGUUGCAGCCCCACCACGACCGCCAUAUGCAGCUGAUGGCCUCCAGGAUGCGAAGGGCGUCACGUUUGGAGCUUAUCUCAACAAGGGGACGGUGUUACAUUGCCUGUCUGAAAACGCGGAAGCGACCGGACUGAGAGUGAACGGCAAGGGUUUCUCGGAGCGCCAGGCAGUGUGCCCAAUUUUUAUUCGUGGCGCCUUUGAGGUUCAUCGUGGGGCAACUCUGGAGGUAGCGGCGGGUUGUGUCGUAGUGAUGCUGCCUGCGGCGAUGCUGCGUGUGUCAGGGUUGCUGCGGUUCGGCGGAACUGCGGCAGCACCCAUUGUGGUCACCAGCGAACUGUCAGAUAGCGCAAGUGGUUGGCGAACGAUUCUUGUCGACAGUCCCUCUGCCACAUUGCGUGCAAGCUUUACAUUUUUUACUGGUUCUGGCGUGAAGGGGCUGCGGGUGCCAAACACAGGCAAGCACCAUUCCCAUUCCGCCGCCAUCUCCGCCACAAAUGGGGCCUCCGUGUUUCUCCGUCACAGCUUCCUGAUAGAGCUGCAAGGUGCGGGAAUUGUGGCUGGCAAAGGGGCCAAAGUGUACGUUGAGGAUUCACUGGUGCAAUGGGCUCAAAUGGGGAUCGAAUGUGUGGGAUGCACCUUUACGUCAAAGCGAUCGGUCUGGACACACUUUCCCGCGUGGGAUGUGAUCUAUGCCGAUAACGACAAUGACGCCAUGUACCUCUCGAGUGGGAAACAUCGCGUCAUUGAUAGCGUUAUUGCCCACACGAAGGAUGACGGGAUUGAUUCUGGUGCAAAAGGUGGCGGUGGUUCUCUGGUUGUUCACAACACCAUUGUGGAGAGUUGCAUGCAUGAGGGGGUGGCGCUCUCCGCCGAUUCCAAAAGUCAUCGCGAUGUGGUUAUUUCUCACACCAUUGUACAGUACUGCCAGCAGGGCAUUGAGUCGGGGUACACCUCGACGCAACACACGGCAUCCAUCAUGGCCUCUCUCAUCCAACACUGCACCGUCGGUGUUCGUUACGGCGACAACUAUCACUGGUCGCACUGCGAUGGGAGGCUGACGCUGCAGAACACAACACUCGCCCAUAACGAAGUGAAUGUGAUGAACUACGAGCGACAAUAUCAAACACCCAAAGGCCCCGAGUAUUUCCACUCUGAGCCUACAUUAUCGCGGCGUCAUUGGGAUCUUCUAAAAGGUGCCGCAUGUGGUUCUGCCCUUCAGCUGACGGUGGCACCACCGGAGGCACUCGUCAUUCUACUGAUGGAUAUGCGACAAAACAUGCUGCAACGAACAGAUUGGGAGGGAUGCAAGGAUAUCUUUAUGCUGCCUGGCGACAGUACUCUUGUCGUGAAUAAAACAGACCCUGCUUUAACGCUUGCAGAGGAAGAUGUGAUUACUGGCGAUGUAACAGUCGUCAUUUGA
Molecule: messenger RNA, 3906 nt
Organism: Trypanosoma rangeli
Lineage: Eukaryota; Euglenozoa; Kinetoplastea; Trypanosomatida; Trypanosomatidae
Exons: 1
Coding region: 1-3906 (1301 amino acids)
Source: RefSeq, a predicted model, not a curated record